UCCAGCUGAUAGAAUUGAUGGCAAAUUAGUAAUUUCCGGUAUCGAAUUCGGAGGUGUCACAGUAGACGAGAAAAAUAUGAUUCGAGAUUCUAAGGCAAUUAGACUGUUUUAUCCACUGGACCGUGCUACAGAAGAAACUAAAGAAAUGGCACUAAUGUGGGAAAAAACUUUUCUAGAAUCAACAUCAACAAUUCACAUGAAUAAUAUCGAAAUUUAUAAGUUCAUUGGUCAGUCUGUCAAUAAUGAAGUUAACCGAAAUGGCGAAAAUAUUUUUUCUCUCAUUAUUAUUGCGGCUCCAAUAAUGUUGAUAUUCUCUGCAGUUUCUUGCUUAUCAACUGAAGCACUGCGUAGUAAGCCCUGGUUGGGUAUUGCUAGCUGUGUAUCACCAUUCUUAGCCACUGUUGCAGCAUUUGGACUACUAAUUUACUGCAAAAUGGAAUAUGUCCCAUUAAACGUUAUGAUUAUUUUCCUGAUGUUAGGAAUUGGAGUAGACGAUGCCUUUAUAUUGAUAGCUGCGUGGAGAAGAACUGACGUUGACGCUUCUGUUCCAGAUAGAAUAAAAGAAGCGUACACAGAAGCUGCUGUCUCUAUCACUAUUACGUCUCUGACCAAUUUUUUUGCCUUUUGUAUGGGAUUUCUGACACCUUACAAAGUCAUUCAUAUAUUCAGUGCGUAUGCAGCUCUUGCAAUCCUGUUUGACUACAUUUAUCAGUUAUUGUUUUUUGGUGGCCUCAUGGCUUUAGACGGAUACAGAGAAAAGUGUGAUCUUCAUUCUGUUUUUUGCUGGCCGAUUAACCGAAAUCACCAAAAAAUUGAAAACAAAAAACAAUUCGAAUCGACAAACAAGGAAGAACAAAAUAUCUUUAUGGAAUUUUUUGGCAAUGUUCUUGGCAAAAUGCUGGGAAAACCAAUCGUUAAAACUAUCGUAAUUCUUCUGUUUAUGGUUUAUCUUAUAGGUGCAAUAUAUUGUAUGCAAUUCACUCAAGAAGAAAACGAUGUUGUUAUAUUUUUUCCAAACUUUUCUUAUAUGUUUACAUAUGCAUAUAUUGAAAAUAAGUAUUUUUCUAAUUAUAGUCAUCAAGUUCAAAUAAUUAUUAAUCAGUCAUUAGAUUAUUCGAAUGUCACUAACCAAAAUAACAUAGAAGAUCUUCUACAAAGUUUCGAAUCUGCUUCAUUUAUAUCCGAUUCGUCGACCACAGAAAGUUGGCUGAGAGAAUUUCUGGCAUUUACUAAAUCUCCAGUUGCAAAGUUUUCGCUUUCUGGUUACAAUCUCAGUGAUUCUGAUGACUUUUUGAGUGCAUUUAAAAAUGUUUUCUUGAAAGUAAACGUUGCAGGCAGAUUUAAAAACGAUGUUAUUUUUAAUAAAGAAGGCGAUAAAAUUACUGCUUCGAGAUUUCUAAUAUCCAGUUCUGAUCUAAGACGUGGAAUUGAUAAAAGAUCUUUUCUUGAAAAUGUAAGAAGAAUUGCCGACAACAGCAAAAUUCCUGUCAUUGUAUAUAAUUUUAGAUUUUUGUAUUAUGACGUCUAUGUUAAUAUUUUUUCAAACUGCGUAAAAUCGAUUAGUGCUGCAGGGGGAACAGUAAUUAUCGUUUUUCUUUUAUUUACUCCGAACAUAUUGUUUCUUUUGUCUGUUGUCAUGACUAUUGUUUCUAUUCAGGUUGGCUUGAUUGGAUACAUGUCUUUAUGGAAUGUUACUGUGAAUCCAACCUCACUAAUAACAUUAGUGAUGUGUACGGGAUUUUGCGUAGAUUAUGCAGUACAUACGACUUACGCGUUUCUCAAUUACAAAAAUAAAACUCCAAAUGAGAAAAUCCGAAAUUGCUUAUACGCUGCUGGAUAUCCUGUCUUACAGGGAUGCGUAACUACUGUUUUAGGUGUUUCGGUAGCGUAUUUUGGACCAUCGGAAUCAUUUGUAAUAUUUUUUAAAAUCAUAUCUUUAAUGGUAAUUUUCGCUUUAUUUCACAGUCUUUUUUUAUUGCCCGUAGUUCUCAGCCUUUUGGAUUCUCUUUCGUUUUCAAUAUUUAAAAAGAAAAAACAUAAGUUUGAAUGUAAUGAAAUUGUUUCGAACGAACUCGAUUCUUUAAAUUCUGAAAACACAAUUUAGAAACACGAAUGUUAAUAAUUGAAUUUGAAUUAAAGCAGUUUAUAUAAAAUAAAUCUGAAACAUGAUCAUGUGAUAUUUGUUUUAUGUAAUUCUUAAAACUUUGAUGUAAUCUCAUGUUAUUUGCAUAUUGAAUAAAACAUCAGUGUUGAUUUUACAAAAGUAUUUUACUUACAGCUGCGGUAAC
Centruroides sculpturatus (bark scorpion) is the source of this 2288-nucleotide messenger RNA. Its product is annotated as patched domain-containing protein 3-like. The transcript has 2 exons. Bases 77 to 2104 code for a protein of 675 amino acids. The record is from RefSeq and is a predicted model, not a curated record. Gene Ontology annotation, cellular component: membrane. NCBI's taxonomy places the organism in Eukaryota, Metazoa, Arthropoda, Arachnida, Scorpiones, Buthidae.